CAAACAUAUGACCUCAAGUUUAGGGUCUCCAUGACGUUUACCCUGUGUGUUGCCUAUUGCCUUGCCUAUGUGAAGUCAGGCCCUAGACGAGACCUGCGCUAGAGAACCCGAACAUGAAGAAGGGUCAAUACCACGUGAAUCCUGCCGUCAACAAAUGAGCCCGACUAUGACCGCUAUCCAGGGAGGAGGAUCAGAGGCGAGCGAGAAUGGAGAAGAUGAUCCAGGGGGCUAAGUCUACUCUACCACCAGAAGCGCGUGGUGCUUCACGUCCCUCGAAACCAAAGAAGCCAUCCCCAUAUGCAGCGGAGAAUAACGCACGUCUACUUAGGAAGGCAUCAAACAAUGGUCGUGAACCGUUGAGUGGACCUUUAGUGGACCUUCAAGAUAUCGACGGCCUCAUCUAUAACCGCAUCCAGGAGAUCAUGGGCAUGCCGCUCAUGCGCCGCGUCGCUGCAGUCCGGACGGCCAGCGGCAAGGCGGGCACGCCCUCCAAGCCCCCCCUGCCCCUGUCUACCCGCGGGGCGGGCGGGCGGCGACCCGCUUGGAACAGCGAUUGGAACGCGCCGUCGGGGGGCUCGGGCUCUGACUGGUCGGAGCGGCCCGUGGGGGCGGCGGCUGGGGCUACCGGCGGUGGUGGUAGCGGAGGCGGCGGUGGCGGCAGCGGGGGUGGGAGCCGAGGCGUAAGCCGGGGUGGGGCUGGGAGCGGCGGCGGUGGGAAUGGCAGCGGCGGAGGCGUGAGUGGCGGGGUGAGCGGCGGAGGCGGCCUGAGUGGUGGCGUCAGCGGCGGUGGAGCCCCUCGCGGCGGAGCGCCUGGUCGGGCCACCCCCGGUGCGGCCGGCAGCCCCUCCAACAGCGGCCGCCGCGCCCCCGUGGGCCCCCCGCCCCGCUGCACCGGCACCCCCACUCGCACCACCCGCACCGCCUCCGCCGGCCUGGCCAUCGAGGUGGGCGGCACCUCGGUGGCGACCAUGCGGCAGACCGGCAACCUGCAGACAGCAGGCGAGAGAGUCGUGCUGCUGCCCUCGCCCUCCGCAGCCAGCCCCGGUGCGCACGGCGUGACACCGCGGCAGGCCAGCAGUCGCUACGGCGCCAGCGGCCUCCGGGGCUUCGCCGGCCUGGGCGGCCUGCCUCCUGCGGGCGCCUGCGCCGCCGCGGGCGACUCCAGCGGCGUGUUGGAGCGUUCCACGGUGUCCGCCAUAGCGGCCCUCAACCCGCAUGCACCGGCAGCCCAGGAGGCGGCAGCCCGGCUGGGGCCGCAUGCGCCCGGCUACCGGCAGCAGGGACCCAUGGGUCGCAAUGACGAGAGCGGCGGCGUCACCACCAUGUCCGUGUGGGCCGCUGGACGCGGGCCUUGCGGCCCUGCGGGUGCGGGCUCAGGAGAUGCGGAGUAUGAUCACUCUUCACAUGACGUGAAUGAGGGUGCGUACGCAGCAGCAGGGCAGCGGCAACGGGGGCAGCACCACCCUGGCGGCAGCCGCAGCAGCGGAGGUGCGGGCGGGGUUGCUGGGGGUACCCCGGGUGUUGCAUGGGCUGAGGGCACAGCAGCCGCCGCCAUGCAGUCACUCGCCUCCAUGAGUCGUGCGACCCUCAUGGCUGGUAGCGUGAAUGCUGGCGGAGGCGGCGGUAGCAGCGGCGGAAGCGCAGGUUGUGCUACGGGCGCUAGCACGCGACGACUGCCCCCAGGCAUGCCGCCUCGCUCUACCACGGGUGUGGCGGCGUCCAUUGCGGCGAGGCCGGGCGAGGGCAUACGCGGGCUGCGGCAUGCCUCCCGUCACGCUGCGGAUUACGGCGACGGUGCGGGAGGGGCUGAGGAAGAUGAGGAAGAGGAGGAGGACCCGUAUGCGGAUGACGCGUUUGAGGCGUACGAGGGCUCGGACGAGGAGGGCGGCGUGGUUCCCGCCGGCUGCGGUGCGGUUCAUGGCGAGGAGGGUUUGGGGGGUGAUGCGGGGGAGGAGCUGCCUGACGUGGCACUGCUGCGGUACUCGGUGAACGCGCUGAACGGGCUGGUGCAGCUCAAGAUCCAGGAGAUGAGCCGCAGCCAACACCAGCAGCAGCAGCAACACCCCGGUGUUGCUGCAGCUGCUGCUGGUGCGGGGCACUCGCGCCAUCAUCAACCGGCAACCCAGUCGGCUGCUGCCGCCGGCACCUCCACCACCUCCCCCGCUCGCCACCCCGAGCUGCUCGCCUCCCUGCCACUAGUCGGCUCCGAGCAGCAGCAGCAGGCCCACCACCACCACCACCACGACCACCGCAACGACCUGCACCCGCACCUGCAUGAGGACCCCAGCGGCCACCUCCUGGCUUCCCCUGGCUGCGGCGCGGGGCGGCAGUCCCAGCAGCAGCGCCUGGGCUCCAGUAGCCUCAUGCUGGACGGACUGCGGCAGAGUGACCUGGAGUACCUAGCCCGGCUGGGGGCGGCGGAGUUGUGCGGGGAGGAGGAGGAGGAGGACGCGGCGGGGGCGGCCGGCGGAGGGCUAGAGGCGGGAGGCGAGGAGUCGCGCGUGUGGGCGAUUGAGCCCGGGGCGCCAGCAGGAACGGCGAAGGCGUGGGGGGACCGGCAUGCAUGGACGGAGGGGAGUGGAGGAGGGGGUGGAGGCGGGGGAGGGGGGAGCUCCGGCGGCGGCGCGACUGGGCUGCAGCUGCUGCGGGAGAGGCAGGAGCGGGAGAGGCAGCUGCAGAUGGAGAGGGAUCAGCAGCAGGAGUUGCAGUUGCAGCAGCUGCCGCGGGGGAGUGGUGCGGGGCUGGGGCCGGGGCCGCAGGGCGGUGCGGGCGAGGAGGAGGACACAGUGCUGCUGGGGGAGACCAUGACGCCGCGCCGCCGCACCGGCGGCUUCGCCCAGACCCAGAUGCAGGCCGUCAGCUCCGCCCUCGCCGCCCUGGCUGCCUCGGGUCAGCUGGCGGCGGGUGACGCGGCGGAGCUAGCCACGCAGACGGACGCGCUGUACGGCAGCCUGGUGCAGCUGCAUGCGCUGAUGACGGGGCCGCGGGGCGCGGAACUGCGGCAGGGCUCCGCCUCGGCCUCCCCGGAGGAGGCCGGCAGCAGCCCCACGGAGGGCUUCACACCGGCGGGUCUGUCGCCGUCUGCGUCGCCUCGCCAGUCGGCUGUGGGCGGUGGGGUGCAGCUGGCCAGGCGGCCGAGGGUGGAGACGGACGGCGGCGGACCGAGCAGUGGGGUUGGGAGUGCGGGAGGGUCAGGCAGCCGUGUGGGAUCGAGCCUGGUGGGUGGGGUACCGGUGGCAGCGAGGCAGGUGCCGUUACAGGUGGAGACGUGCGAUCAGCGGCGGCGGUCUAGCAAUGGCGGCAGUGGCGGAGGAGCGGGUGGGGGGGGUAGCCUGGGUGGGGGUGCAGGCGGGGAGACACACAUGCAGUUGACGCCCAAGAACUGCCUGGUGGCGGAGGAUGUGGCGUGGAUGGCGGGGCUGGUGCGUAGCAUCAGCGAGAGCCUGCAUGUGGAGAAGCCGGGCAGCUGAGCAGCGGAGGGAGGGGAGGGGUGUGGUGGUGGGGGCUUGAAUGGGUGGUCAUGGGAAUAUUGCCGCCUUUGGGUAGGUGUUAAGCGGAUUCGAAGGGGUUGCGUUGCGGGGGUUAGGUCGUUUCACCGGAUAGGCGCCGGAGCCGUUGCCUCCUUUUGUGUUCUUCACACUCUGUACCGGUAUGUCACUCUUGGGGGGAUCUUUAGAGGAGGGGUUGUCAUCGCCGUUGACUCAAGGCAUGACGAUUUGUGCUGGUCGGUAUAGUUCGGCCGUAUAGUAACGACUUAAGGCAUGAGGCUGCGAGCGAUACGCGUGACGUAGCUGUGGAGGGGCGCUGUAGGCGCCCAUCACAGGAUAUUAUCUUUAGUCCUGAGGGCCUUGCAAGAGAGGGGUAGCUAGCGCCGUUGCGACGCAACGUUGCCCUGCGUGCAGAGCAGUGCAGUGCAGGCCCGCUUGAGGGCGUCGUGGAGGUUACUAGAAGAGGGCGGGUCCUUGUCCUGUGUAGGCCGUGAGAUCCGACAAGGCGCGUCUUUAAUGUCCAGUGUUAGGAAAGGGCUGUAGUUACUGCGCUUGACGCCCAAUUGGUAUGGCUGGAUUGAGAUCUCCUUCCCUCAUACCGGUAGUGCUGCUGUAGAUGUACGAUAUGUGUUAGUAAAGGGCUGUAGAUUCAUGUGGUUAUCGUUCGAAUGCGUCCGAGCGGGACUUCUGGCGCUCUUUGUUACUUUCUUCUGAUCAAGGAGCGCGUUGUAGUGCAAUAAUAGACUACCUUGCGAACGAUUGAUACCGGUAUUGCUAUCAGCAGAUUCAUGGGUCGCACUACGACUGCUCUGACGUUUAUCCGCUCCUAUAGUUUGUAGGCUGCAAUGCGCAGCAGGCUACAGGGCCCCCGCUGAUCAUGGCUGCUGAAGCCACGUGGGAAGAGAGCGGCGUCCACUGCUCUCUCUCCUGCGAGCUGUAACAGUCCAUGCGCCAAA
Astrephomene gubernaculifera is the source of this 4444-nucleotide messenger RNA. The record is from the annotation of a GenBank genome assembly. Lineage: Eukaryota; Viridiplantae; Chlorophyta; Chlorophyceae; Chlamydomonadales; Astrephomenaceae.